Penicillium cinerascens is the source of this 1029-nucleotide messenger RNA. Its product is annotated as putative nucleoside-diphosphate-sugar epimerase. The coding region runs from base 1 to 1029 and encodes 342 amino acids. The transcript has 3 exons. The record is from RefSeq and is a predicted model, not a curated record. NCBI's taxonomy places the organism in Eukaryota, Fungi, Ascomycota, Eurotiomycetes, Eurotiales, Aspergillaceae.
AUGGCUCAUCCCAAGGUCUUCCUAACCGGUGCCAGUGGGUAUAUUGGCGGCGAUGGCCUCUGGACCAUUGUCAACGCCCAUCCCGACUGGCAGCUGUCGGCUCUUGUCCGCAACAAGGACAAGGCAGAGCAAGUCACGGCCCAGUACCCGAACAUCCGGAUUGUUCACGGUGAUCUGGACUCCUCUGAUAUCAUCGAGGAAGAAGUCAAGAAUGCCGACAUCGUCUUUCACUUCGCCGACUGCGACCAUGUUGCAGCGGCUCAGGCUAUUGCCAAGGGCUCCCAGCACCAUACGGCUGAGCGCCCUCUCUGGUUGAUUCACACCUCUGGUACCGGUAUUCUGACCAUUGAGGACCAGCGUGCUCAUACCUACGGUAUUGAGCGACCCAAGGAGUAUAAUGACUGGGAGGGCGUGAGCGAGCUCCUCAACCUGCCUGCUGAUGCUUUCCACCGCAACGUGGACGAGAUCAUCAUUGAUGCUGGCAAGCGCGAUCCAUCCAGUGUCCGCACCGCCAUUGUCUGCCCUCCUACUAUCUAUGGUCCCGGCCGUGGUCCCUGCAACACCAAGAGCGUGCAGGCCUACUGGCUGAGUGCCGCAGUUCUGAAGCGUGGCAAGGGCUUCCUGGUCGGUAAGGGCGAGAAUGUUUGGCAUCAGGUGCACGUCCAAGAUUUGAGCAAUGUCUACCUGGCAUUGGGCGACGCGGCAGCUGCUGGCGGUGGCAAGGCGACCUGGAACGACGAGGGUUACUACCUUGCUGAGAACGGCUCUUUCGUCUGGGGUGAUAUCCAGCGAAAGGUGGCUGAGGAGGCCUUUGCCCAGAAGUUCAUCAAGUCUCCCGAGGUUGACUCCAUUGAUGAUACACAGACUACCGACCUCCAUCCUGCUGGCAUUUACGCCUGGGGAAGCAACUCUCGAGGCCAUGCCAUCCGUGCUCGCAAAUUGUUUGGCUGGGAUCCAAAGAAACCGAAGCUGAUUGAUUUGAUUCCUGAAAUUGUUGCGCUUGAGGCUAAGGAUCUUGGCCUGAAAUAA